Paramuricea clavata is the source of this 1422-nucleotide messenger RNA. Lineage: Eukaryota; Metazoa; Cnidaria; Anthozoa; Malacalcyonacea; Plexauridae. The record is from the annotation of a GenBank genome assembly.
AUGUUGACCACAUGGCCUUCAAAUAUCCCGGUGGUCCAUGACGAAACACUUGCUGUGUUGCAGUCGUUUGUGGGCAGCUCUCUCUUGUUAUCGACAAACAAAGGAAGAUUGUGGCGGCACGAAGAGUGGAGAUACAUCGUGCUCACCUGGCAUCCAAUAAUUACGCUCAUACCAUUUUCGGUGCAGACAAAGGUGCAGUUGUGCGAGUAUUUUUCUGCCAACGGACACACUGUGUUUCCAUCUGGGGAUGAGGCCACCCACCUUAUCAGAGGCUGCAACAAGCCUGUUCCUGUGACAACUUUCCUUUUUGCCCUCAUCGAUGCUGGUGUCGAAUUUGUAAGAUUAGUCAAUUUCAGAAUGAAAAUGAAACUGAACACCUUCCCCGAACUACCAAGAGACCUCCUGGAUUGCGCUGCUGAAGAUAAUGGCUUCCCCCCCAACGAAUGGGACAUUUCCCUAUCCCGCCGCACCGAUUUCCUGUACCUGAUAAAACCCCAUGCCCCAUAUCCUCUCCACGUGACACCUAACCCUUACCCAAUCCUUACACCACUAAACCCUAACCCCAGAGUUACCCUUGGUGGAAACCUAAACCUCGUAUUUACCGAUGAUGGGCCGAUAAAAUCUCUAAAGGUCUAUAACCUGCAAUACCACCUGUUGAGGGCUUCCAACUCGCAGCCACUUAAUGCGACCAUCACGACGAGACAGGGAGGCUGUGCCUAUGACAACAUGUUUUCCAUCUUGGCGGCCAUGCGCGAGGCAAGGGAUCUAGUCGGUGGACUGCGCAUGGAAGUCAGAGCGCGCUUCAACCACCACAUGGAUGCCAUACAGCAUAUUUUGACGCACCACCUUUUCAGCCCGGCCAGCUUCGAGGUACGCACAAGCUGCCGAACAAUAACAGUAGCCGAAUACCUCCAGGAUGCCAGUCGUCUUUUUCGUAAGGCGAGGCAAAUUCUUGCUGCCAACAAUGUUAUGAGGCAUGAUGUAAACCGCGAGCUAACCAUUAGAGAAAAAGCCAUUCUUGGUGAUCUCAAACUCCUUCUCGGAUACAGGCAUGCAGGGUUCAAGUCCGAUCCCACUCUUGGACCAAUAUGGUGGUUAGAUCGCAACCCAGCACCACCCAUUCCACCACAGAUUCCACCACCUCGACGACCUCCCCAACCGAUUAUUAACUUGGACAGUGAUGAUGAAGAGCAGCCACCCGCUGACAACCAACCUCCACCCAGACCGCCACCUACCAACCUGAACAACGCUCUGAUCAUACUGGCAAGAAACAAUCGGUCUGAUGUAGGAAACCACGCUAUAAGAUGGCAAGAAGUACACCGUCUGUUCACGAUGCGAUACCCGGAGGUGAAUUCAACAAGCGAACAGUUAAGAAAUAGAGUCAGGCACCUGCGAAAAAAGAAUCCAAACUUAUUAGAAUGA